Molecule: messenger RNA, 591 nt
Organism: Eucalyptus grandis
Lineage: Eukaryota; Viridiplantae; Streptophyta; Magnoliopsida; Myrtales; Myrtaceae
Exons: 1
Coding region: 1-591 (196 amino acids)
Source: RefSeq, a predicted model, not a curated record
AUGUCGAAGGACAACGAAUCGCUGCACUACAUGGACGAGGAGGCGAAGCGCAAGAAGAGGAUGAAGUGGACGAUCGGCAUCAUCGCCUUCGUCAUCCUACAGGUAGUCCAAGCUCUCUUCUUCGUCCUGGUCAUCAUGAAGUUCAAGUCCCCCAAGUUCAGGGUCGGUGAGUUCGACAUCCAAACCUUGAAUGUCGGGACUCAGGCCUCGCCCUCGUUCGAUAUGAGCUUUGUCGCUCCGAUCCGGGUCAAGAACACCAACUGGGGUCCUUUCAAGUAUGAUGCUUCUACUGUUAGCUUCACCUAUGGCGGUGCCCAAGUGGGACAAGCGAUCAUUCCCAAGAGCAAGGCCAACUUCAAGUCCACCAAAAAGAUUGACGUGCAUGUGACCUUGAGCUCUUUGAAUUUGCCAAGCGCUUCGAAUCUUGGGAACGAGUUGAGUUCAGGGAUCAUAACAUUGAACAGCCAAGGUGAACUCAAAGGGAAAGUAACGGUCAUGUUCAUGUUCAAAAAAACAAAAAUCUCCCAAAUGAAUUGCACCAUAGCCAUCAAUACAGCAACCAAGGUGGUCCAAUCCUUGACAUGUAAAUAA